UGAGUGUGUAGGGCUCGUCAUAGAAAACGAGAGCGCUGUAUUCUUUGCAAGUAGUUUGUGCAAUAAAAAUGACAAAAAAGUAAUUUGGUGGAAAAUCAGCGUUAAUUUUCAUCCGUUUGCACGACAGAAUGUCGCAGGUUAAGAAACUUGCCGUGAAGUGAACAAAAAUGAAAUUGAAACAAUAACAAGUGAUUAUAGAUAACAAAAGAAAAAUUCUGUAUGUAUAAGACCAACUAUAUAUAGCGAAUUGGAUGAUUUGUGUAAAUAAAUAAUGUAACUAUUAAGGAAAGCCGACAGAUCGGAGAGGCUUCCCAAGCAUUUCGAAGCAUUUGUAAAACGAUUAUAAAUUCUUAGCUUUUGUCAAUUGUCAAUAAUAUUGUAAUCUCCUGCCGCCCCAAACAAGUACCGCCCUUCUCUUUUCAUCGUUUAAGAGAGAACAUCAGCAGCAAAAGAAACCAAACAAAAAACAAUUUAAAUAUAGGAAAUUAUCGAUUUGUGUUAUUGUUGUUGUUCUUAUUCCGUCUAUGUGAUAGCGCUUAAUGUCAUUGUCAAAUGAACGAAACAAGCUUCGCCCUCAAAAAUAUUUUCCAGACGACAAGACAGCGAAUUAGACAAGUUACCAGAUUUCUUCCUAUUUAACGCCACGCAACGAACCAGCUCUAAGACGUUCUGUUAUCGCCACACGCACAUUAACAAAAAGUUUAAUAUAUUCGCGUUAACUGGUUUACAAUCUCUAGAACCAUGGAUUGGAUAAUUAACGAUGAAAUGGGAUUGACCGUGGGUCAUGUUGUUGGCUGGGCUGCUGCAUCCGCCAUGGUCAUAGGCGGUGUAAUCCCCUACGUGCCUCAGUAUUUGGAAAUCAAAAAGACCCAAGAUGCCGAUGGGUUCUCUUUACACGUUUGCUUUGCGCUGCUUAUUGCAAAUUCUUUGCGUAUAUUAUUUUGGUUCUCAAAGCGUUAUGAGCUUCCGCUUCUCGUGCAAAGCCUAGUUAUGAAUGUGACUAUGUUCCUAAUGAUACAUUUGUGCGUCAAAGUUAAACGAGUCAAUGCUAAUGCCAGAGAACGCAAUCUAUCAGCAAAUGAUGAGAUGCGUUUGCCAAAGGUUUUGAUGACAGAUGCAGACACGGCCGGAUCCAUUUCUAUAUCUACAGAAGCAGGUCCUUUAAAACGGAGUCGGUCACGACAUUAUUUAAGUGAUCUCGACCUCAAAUACUUCUGGAAUUGGACCGAUUUCCAGUCAUAUUUGGAUUUUAUGUUAGUCGUUUGGGCAGUCGGCGCAGCUGUAACAUACCUGAUGCUUUCCGUAGAUUGGUUUAUGGAAAUUGUUGGAUUUGUAGCGGUUUUUACAGAAGCUAUGUUAGGAGCGCCACAAUUUAUUCGAAAUUUUAAGAAUAAGUCAACUUACGGAAUGAGCAUCCAUAUGGUUUUAAUGUGGACUCUUGGUGAUAUGUUCAAAACUGGUUAUUUCAUAGCUAGAAAAGCACCAUCCCAGUUUUGGAUUUGUGGAACAUUACAGGUCAGCUUAGACUUGGCCAUACUCAUGCAAGUAUGGAUAUAUCGACACAAUUCCAAGCCUCGCGAUAUCCAUCGUGGAGAUUAGCAGUUUGCCCCCGAAGAACAACAACAGCAACAACAAAUACAAGAACAAAAUUCUAAUACCAACAACAUUUCAGCAGACAGUAUUAGCCAAUCACUCCACAACACCAUAACGAGCAGUGGAAGCGGUGACGACCACCUAUUGACAGCACAUGCAGAGGACGAAUACAAGAGUUAUCACGACAAUCGUGCAUUUCAAUUUCACAAUAAUAACACUUUAGGUCGAAAAAAGGCCGUGGGAAGCAUUUCCGAUAGUAAAACAACGAAACAAGCUAGCCAAGUAGAUCAGACAACCGUUGUUGGAGAUAAAUUAAAUGUGGUAAUAAUACACGAAAUUUCUAAGAAGCCACCGCAGGAAGAUGCAGACUUCAAAGUGGACCAAGUGUGCGCAUGCACAAGCCAACAAAAUAAUAUUAAGGCAGGCGGCGAGACACGCAAACGCCAUAAUGCCACGCAGACACCAACUUCACUAAUAAAUUGGGAAAAACGCCCGUAUUAUCAUAGCAAUAAUUUAUUGCAAUGCCAUUGCGAAUACAUCUGCCUAAGGAGGUCACCCGCAUCAUGUUAUUGUCCAAAUGCCCAAGAACAAGUGUGCCACUGCCAUCGUUUACCAAAUUCUACCUCCCAUUACUGUCGAUACAAGUGCCAGCACCAUCACAGACAUAGUGGACGAUCUCGUUCGACGGAUCAUAAACAUCACGAAGGCCAAGGACCUCCGAUGGGCAUAAAGGAGUGUCCUAUGCGACGCAAGCACAACAAAUGUUGGAGCGAGAAUCGAUCCCGUUACGGACCUAUGAAACAACAAGCCCAUAACUUACACUGCUCUUCUAUGGAACACCUUCCAAAUAUCUAUACCAAGUCUUCCGAAUCUAGUGAUGAUCCACAUAACCAUCCCAAUCAUCAUUUAUCUUCAUCGACGGCCUUGCAAGAGAUAGCAAUCGAAAUAGACGCUGCGACAAUGACGGAAGACAACAGUACAACGGCCACAUCAAAUUUUGCAUUCAAAGUAGCCGCCGACAACGCUGUCGUUCCGAUUAUUCGUGCUCCUAUUCAUGCCGACUCUGAUGAGGAAAGCAGAGGUGUUAUCAGGCAUAUGAAGAGAAGAUCUUCGAUCAACUCAAAUACGACCGCCGAGACUGAUGAAUUUUCUAAUGAGGAAGCUGAAGAAAACCAGCCUCAAGGAGAUUAUAGAUGUCAGUGUGUGUAUUGGCAUUCUUAUGAAAGCGGCCAGAAAUUUUUAGCCAGUGCGGUGGCGGAACCUAAAAAUGAAUGCGUCAAAAUAAAGCGCAAGCGUUUCAUUGCUGCAGACGACUGCUGUAGCAGUUGCUCCAGAUGUUCUAGCUGUUCAUGUUCCCACGUACAUACUAGUAGUUGCAGCAGUUUCGAGGAAUGGCCAGGAAUCACAUCGAACACCCAGUCGUUUACUGUAUCCGCAGAUUGCCACCGUUGUGCUACCAAACGACACUCAGCAGUGUCAAGCACUGACUAUACCGGCAAUAAUGAUAACCCUUUCAUUUCAGACGAAGUACUUCCCCAACCUUUAAUUCAAGACACCACCGAUAGCUCGGCUCCCACCAGUCGUCGCAGUAGUAUUACAACAAGUUUCUGUUCGUGCACCUCAAAUGCUCCAUGCUGUUGUGGCGAAGAUUCGGCUACAGGACAAAUGUGUACGGCGCAGGACGCAACUAUACGUACAUCUUCGAUUGGUAAAGUCGCCUGUCUGGAUGUUGACGAACAACAUUCAAGUACCUUGACACCUUUGACUAACCCAUCAUCUGCAGUGUCUACGCCAGUCGGGGAAGAAGGAGACGUCACUAUGAGAAGCAUAAGCCAGCCGUUGACUGAUGACACAUCCUCUCAUAGUCAUUCAGCUGAUUAUUAUUCCUUAUCGUCCAGUCAGCCGCACUCACAAACGACACCAAAUAAAACUCCCAGGCAUGCAGUUAUUUUGCAAAAAUCUACAGAAGUUGCCCGAGUAGAUGUUGCAGGUGAAACAUUUGAUGGUGAAGAUCAUGAUAAAAAAUCGCGAAAACCAUGCAAACAUUUCGGAAAACACCAUCGUCAUAAACGUUCUGAAUCUCCAAGCGAUUCCUAUUUAUGACGAAGUGUUUCGCUGGUCACAUGGCCAGCGAUUGAUGUAAAUUCGUUGCUACAGCAGACUAUACGUCAAUCCGCCAUUCUGCAGGAGAAUUCUCAACCGCCCGAUGAUAGUUUGUCAGCGUUGGCCAGAAGAAAACAGCAGUUACGUCUACCCACGCAACCACAAGAUCUGAGUGUUGGCAGCAAUGAUAGUUCUUCCGCAACUCUAACUUCCAUAGUAACAAUAGCGAAAUUCCCUCCACUUUCCAUGCAAAUCCCGAAAUCACAAUUGUUGUCAUCAAAUUUGUCGCAGCCGCCUUCAUCAGUUCAAUCGCUGUCAGCCAUCACAGCACUGUGUGGAACCAAUGGGUCCAGUGUUGUUACAACAACGACAUCCACAACCUCAGCUCCCAAUAGCGGGCGCUUGAAGCGUAACCCAAAGUUUUCUCCAUUGAUUGGUGAGCCAUUCAGCUGUGAUCCACUACUGAAUGCUGCCCAAGAACGGCGUUCCACGGAGAUUAUUUUAUAGCAAGUUUGCCAAACCUAUGUGCAACACAAUUAUUGGCAAAGUUCGUUUUGUGUCUUCAGAAGUGUGUACUCUCUAGUUAAUGAAAUUCUCACGAUUGAAUUAACAUACAAUCUUAAUGGCUGUGCAUGGUAAUCUGUCAUUCGAUCUUCGAUUUUUGUCAAUUUCCCUCUAUAUCUAAUCGUUCCACUAAAUUAACAUAAGUAUGUACCAUUAAUACGAAUUUCUCGUGCCCUUUAAAUUUAAGUUGCUGUUUAUCCUAGAAUUUUUGAUCGAAUUUUUGUUUAUUUACUUGUUGUUUCUCGGGGGUCAACUAUUUCCUCCCCUAGUAUUGCACUGCAAUAUGAAUUUUCUAGACUAUUUUUUGUUCUUUUAUUUGAAUACUUUUUUCAAAACAAAAUCUACCUUUUUGUUUGGCCUAAUGUUCCAAAUGUCCUUAACGACGAUUGUAGUGUUAUAAAGGAGCCAGAUGAGUCUCAUUCUAUGAAAUCCACUUUGUAUGAGGAGAACAUGCACAGAAAUGUCAUACAUAAGGAAAACAUGCACAUAAGUGUCAUAUAAGAAUGAGUGUUUUAUCGCAGCCAAAGUGUUGAUAUCAAAUUUAAGUUUAACAAUACUAUAACGUGUCCUUUAUCUGAAAUAAUUAUGUUCUCCCAUGUAAAGUCGUCGUGCGUUUAAGACUAUAUAUUACAAACUUGAAGACAAGUUAAUCAAUUUUAAUAUGAACAUAUCCAGACUACUAGAACAAUUAUACAAAUUAUUAAAAUAAUACUAUUUAUAACAUUUUUAGUUUUUGAUCUCUGAUUACGAAAAGCAUAACGCAAUUAUAGAACUUGUAAAAUUAUCAGAGAAUUUGUACGAAAUAGAAAUUUAAUAGCUUUAGCUAUUUCGUUAUAAGCAAAUACAUAAUAUAUAGUUAUGAAUAGCUUUGUUUCUUAGUUAAUUUAGUGUAUAUUUAUUUUUGAUUACACUAUUAUACAAAACUAUGCAAACCAUUUAAUUAUUUAUAAAAACGUAAUAUAGCAAAUUAUACAGACGAAAAGCUUUUAAUUUUGUUUUUAUUUUGUUUUGGCAAGUGUAUGGAAUUUUUUUCUCGUGUCGUACGUCAAACGUUCGAAACACGAAUUAAAAAUGUUGAAACUUGAACACUUCGUUGGCAUACAGGGUCCGCCAAAUAACCUUUUCUUUUUGAAAAUAAUAAUAAUAAUAAAAAAAUACUGAAUAUUUUCUCAAAAUAAAUAGUGAACAAUAAUUUUAUUCAAAAGGCCGCCUCGGCUGGCCAUGCGUAACCUACACGAUUGGCCACCACGAAUUAAAAAUGUUGAAACUUGAACACUUCGUUGGCAUAUAGGGUCCGCCAAAAAACUUUUUAUUUUUGAAAAUAAUAAUAAUAAAAUACUGAAUAUUUUCUCAAUAUAAAUAGUGAACAAUAAUUUUAUUCAAAUGGCAGCCUCUAAUAAUAAUAAUAAUAAAAAAAUACUGAAUAUUUUCUCAAAAUAAAUAGUGAACAAUAAUUUUAUUCAAAAGGCCGCCUCGGCUGGCCAUGCGUAACCUACACGAUUGGCCACCACGAAUUAAAAAUGUUGAAACUUGAACACUUCGUUGGCAUAUAGGGUCCGCCAAAAAACUUUUUAUUUUUGAAAAUAAUAAUAAUAAAAUACUGAAUAUUUUCUCAAUAUAAAUAGUGAACAAUAAUUUUAUUCAAAUGGCAGCCUCGGCUGGCCAUGUGUAACCUACAAGGUCGGCCCAACUCUUAAGCACAUUUUAAGCACUUAUAUUUGACGACAUCCUACAAAUAAUAGUCCAAAGGUGUCAAAUCGUCGUUACGAGUUUGACAAUCAAUAUCAGCUAUGCGGCUAAUAAUGUGAUUUCUAAAAACAAGGCACAAAAAUCGAUUGUAGCUUCGAUUAAGUGGCACGUAGCGCCGUCCUUUUAAAACCAAAUGUUGCACAAUAUUCUUCUCUUCAGUUUUUGUGAACAAAAAUUCAUUCAACGUGGCUCUUGCUCAUUUUCGAAGAGAAAUGACCCAAUUAUGCCUUUAGACCAUAAUCCGCAGCGAACAGUGAAUCUUUUUGGGUGUAUCUGCUUUUCAAUGUUUGCGAUUGGUGCUUUAAUUGCGAUACUUUUACUUGUAUACAAACCGGGGAAGAAAAUCACUGUCACUGUUUCUAAACACAUUCUACCAUAAAUAUCAAAGUAAUAUCGCAAUAUUUCGCAGCCAUGUUCAAGUGUAUCUUUCAAAUCAGGUUUACAGGGGAUUCACGAAAUAAGCACUAGUUGAAAAAAAACGUCAGAUGGCGGACCCUGUACAUACACUUCAAUGUUAAUUAUUUUUGUUGCAUUUGUACCUAAUGCAAAAAUUAAUGUGGCGAAGUCCAUCAUUAGAUUGUGCAGGUUUACAAAUUUCGGAAUCGCGGCUCUAACCAAGCAGUGUAGAAAAACUGAAUUUUUCCAAAGCUGCGCAUGAUAAUUCGUUAUUUGUGGGAAAAAGCACAGUUUAUUAUUUAAAGUUGCGUGUUUACAACCCACUUUCAUGUGUUUUUUUUUAUCAACCACCCUUUAGUAGCGGCGCUCACCAAGUCAUUUUAAUAUAUUUAGUUAUCUUUUUUGAGUUUAUAUUUUAAGUUAUUUCAUGUAAAUAUAAUAUAAAAUAAUGUACAACAUUAUUGUAUGAAAACGUAAAAAAUACUUCCUUGAAAAAAACUUGAGAUUCCGUUGAAACAUACACACUUAUUAAAUUAUCAAUUUGUUAAUAAAAUUAUAAAAGUAUCGAGAGAAAAGGUUAAUAAAAAUGCAUUAAAUGUUGAAAUGAACAUUCAAUGUGUUAAUGCUGGAAUACAAAACCCCAAGGGUUUAAACAUUUGUUGAUUAGUAUGUAGUCACCAUACAUGUAUGUUAAAACUAUGUAAUUCGAAUAUUCAGUUUAAAUAAAUUAUUGUUAGAAAAAUUGUGAAAGAAAUGACGCUUCGAACCAUAAUUAUGAACACGGUCGAAUUCGUCAGGUCGUCGUAUCUACUUAUCACUGUCAAAAUAAAAAGUUCUAUGCCUUUUCCUCUGCGUAGAAUAAGGGAUCUAUUAAAAAGCAUUAUAUAACUCCAUACAUAUUUGUUUCAUCUAACCAAAAAGCAAUAAGAAUUAUAAUAAUAAAUUAGCAAGUAUAUAUUUUAAACUCUACAAUUGACAGUUUUUCAAUCCUUAAAUACUUAUCUAUCUAUUCAAAACAUGGUCUUGUUAAUACUUAAUUUACAGGCCGAUACUAUAUGCCGAUGUUCAGAUACACAUUAUAGGAUAUUCUUGUCGCUGCAAUUGGAAGAUUAUCUGCAACGUUUUUGUAUCGUGAAGCAGAAGACAUGUAGAUUUCCAUAAUAUCGUGUUUAUUAAUAAAGUCAAUAUAACCAAA
Musca domestica (house fly) is the source of this 7600-nucleotide messenger RNA. RefSeq lists its product as uncharacterized. Gene Ontology annotation, cellular component: endosome; trans-Golgi network. Gene Ontology annotation, biological process: retrograde transport, endosome to Golgi; phospholipid translocation. NCBI's taxonomy places the organism in Eukaryota, Metazoa, Arthropoda, Insecta, Diptera, Muscidae. The record is from RefSeq and is a predicted model, not a curated record. The transcript has 6 exons.